Messenger RNA from Juglans regia (Persian walnut), 1412 nucleotides. Its product is annotated as UPF0301 protein MAB_4928c-like. Bases 204 to 1253 code for a protein of 349 amino acids. The transcript is spliced from 3 exons. The record is from RefSeq and is a predicted model, not a curated record. NCBI's taxonomy places the organism in Eukaryota, Viridiplantae, Streptophyta, Magnoliopsida, Fagales, Juglandaceae.
CCAUCUCUCUCUCACUCUCUGUAUUUGCGUUUUGUUUUUAUAUAUAUAUCCUUCACUGAUUUUCUCACCCUUCUUUUUCUUUCUCAUCGUUUCCAACGUCAGAGAGAAAGGGAGAAAGUCUCAGAGAGAGAGAGAGAGAGAGAGAGGGACUGAGAAAGCCCAGAAAAUUCGAGUUCAUUUGCCGGUAAAGUCUUUGUGGAGGAAUGGAUCUGUGGGCCGUGCAUGUCAAGAACUCCACUCGAACCCCUCUCUUGCUCAGAAACUCGUUUCGUGAGAAACCCAUGUCUUGGAACCUCGGGAGAAAAGCCACUUCUUCUGCCAGAGUAGAGGAUUGGGGGUUGUGUGAGAUCAGAGUUUUGAGGAGACCCAGGCUUUGCACUUCUUCUUCUUUGGUUGUCAGAGCUAUGGCGAAGAAUAAUCACGAAAAUGGAGAUGGUGAUCGAUCUAUUCCAGAAGGAGAUGGUGUGAAAAGAAACAACUCCUCUGAUGGAAACAGAUCCAAUGACACUGCUUCAAAUAAAUCCCAGCAAUCGGACUGGAGGGAAUUCAGAGCAAGUUUAUUUGCUUGGGAGCAGGUGGAGAAGGCAGAGCCUGACGCUCACGGUGAGGGUGUGAAACGCCACGAGUCCAAAUCUCUCGGCCUGAAAUGGGCCCAUCCUAUUCCAGUACCUGAAACUGGCUGUGUCCUUGUCGCCACAGAAAAACUUGAUGGAGUGCGGACCUUUGAAAGAACUGUUGUUCUCCUUCUCAGAUCUGGAACCAGACACCCACAAGAAGGCCCGUUUGGGGUUGUCAUCAACCGCCCUCUUCACAAAAGGAUCAAACACAUGAAGCCCACUAACCUUGAUCUAGCAACCACCUUUUCUGAUUGCUCCUUGCAUUUUGGUGGGCCUCUUGAGGCAAGCAUGUUUUUGUUAAAAUCUGGGGAAAAACCGAAGCUUCCUGGGUUUGAAGAGGUGAUCCCUGGCUUGUGCUUUGGUGCUAGAAACAGUUUGGAUGAGGCUGCAGGGCUGGUAAAGAAGGGUGUUCUUAAGCCUCAGGAUUUCAGAUUCUUUGUUGGUUAUGCUGGUUGGCAGCUGGACCAAUUGAGAGAGGAGAUUGAAUCUGAUUACUGGUAUGUGGCUGCUUGCAGCUCGAACUUGAUUGGUGGGUGUCUAUCUGAUUCUUCAUCGGAAGGUUUGUGGGAGGAGAUUUUGCAGCUAAUGGGCGGUCACUACUCAGAACUGAGCCGGAAACCUAAGCAAGAUAUGUAGUUAUUUGGAUGAGCCUAUGGAUGCCUACUAAAUAAAUAAAAAAACGAUCCCAAAUUUGAAGCGAGACAUGUAACCAAAUUAUGAGUAAAGCCAAUUGUACAGGAAGUUCUCUGGCUUUUCAAAUGGAAAGAUUUCCUCUCAGCUUUUUGACAACACUUA